GUAGGAAGCUGUACUUUCAGUACCAUCGCCUCAGCCAAGCCGCCAUUGAAGAUUGAUCCCUUUUUGUAUACCAUAAUAGAUUCUCAAAAGUUUAUGGGCUCAGGGGUCCGGAGAGAAAUAGCUCGUUGCAUUUCGGGCGCCUACCUAAAGCCUGGUUGAUUGAACACUACAGGGAACCACAUAAGCUUCCUGCCCCUCAUGCCUCCCCCAUUACGCUGGGGCUCGAUGCCGCGAUGCAGGUUAGGAAUGCAAGUCGCCAGUGCAAACUGUCGGGGUAUGCGAUUCCAAUCGACUGCUUGCCGGGGAGUUCAGCUGCGGAAAACAGCACCCAGGCAGCCGGCCUCUAGACUGUGUGUUGCAGGACCAUCCGGUCGCCGCCCAUGUACACCUUUGGCGGUGCCGGUUGGCGCUGACAGACACUCACCCAACUGCCGCGCGUUGUCAUCAUCAUCCACCUCAUUCUCUGUUAAAAAUGACACAAGAUUCAAUCCAGGGCCGGGUGAAAGGCAGUACUUGCAGAACAUCCCUAGAGAGGACACCAAUGGCAGGUGGUACUUCCAGCUCAGGGAGCGGAUAGGAAAAUGCAUCAUCUUUGGCUUGUCGGAGGCCCAGCUCGCGCGGGCCGUCGACUUGGUUGCCGCAAUGUCGGCCGAGUGGGAGAAGCUGGUCUUGCACAUGGACGAGUACCCUACCGACCAUGACGGUCUGCGCAACUUUACUGUGCCGUGGGGUGAUAUGGACAGUUUUGGUCACGUCAACAACGUUCGCUACUCUCGCUAUGCGGAAACGUGCCGGGUCAACUGGGUCACGGGCUUUGCGCACAAGGAUCCUUCGAAUGCUGAGGAAUGGAGGAGCCUAAUGACUAAACAGUCGAUCGGGCUGAUCAUGGCCGAGAUCUCGAUCAGAUUCCUGUCUCCCGUCGUCUACCCAGACACCCUCAAUGCCUACCACAAGGUCAUCAAGCUCCCCGACGGACCAGGCGAAGGGGACGCGGCGACGCGCAGCUCCAUGACCCUCGGCUGCGUCAUCAUGUCCAAGAAGCAGAGGCGCAUCGUGGCCACUGUCACGGAGAAGUUGGUUUUUUACGACUACCGCACCGAAAAGAAGACGGACGCCCCAGAGUUUGCCCUCGAGGUCCUGCGGCGGGCCUGCUCCGACGCCGCGGGCGCAAAGGCCGAGGCUGCCGUCAGGAUCCGCCAGUUCAGGGAGGCGGUCGAGAGGCUGGAGGCCGAGUCCUGGAAGCGCGAGGACGCGGUCGAGGACCUGGGGUCCGCUGGGGGUGGGAGGUGAGACGACACAGUGUUGAUGGUGAUGUCCAAUGGCUACAACUUGUUGUGGGCAGAGACCCGAAGUGAGACAAUGCUUUAGCCUUUUAGCCGAGGUUGCUACUCAGUAGUCCCUCGGGACAACACUCAUCCUUCGCCAUGCGCUACAUCGGAGGCCUCGGAGUGGGGAACGUCUACCAGAGCCAGAGUAAAGGAAGGAGUGUCAUCUUGGGGUUGAAGAGUCAUGUCAAGUUUUGUUGAUCUAGCAGACCAAACGUAGCGAAACUCGGAUGACUAAGACGGGUUAUAGCCGGAUACAUGACGACUGGAAACGACCCUACGAGCCACGAGUAGGAACCAAAACUGACGAUGAUUGCUUAUCUGACGCCUCGCUGAGGCGAGCGGGCAUGGAUGAUAGUCUGCCAUUACCCGAGGUUGUCAGGCGGGCACGUCCAUAUGUCAUUCUAUCAUGACUGACUGGAGACAUGGCAUAACGUGUACUCGCUCGGACGAAAAAAAGAAGAGUAAGACGUUGGACAAAGAUAGGACGAGCCGAAGGUUGUUGGUCGGACUACACAUAACUGCCUGAGCUGACACUUCUUGCCUUGGCAACGUAAGGUCGAACGUUCUGAUGGUAAUAUGACCGUUGAGGAAACGGACACUGGCUUCUUCUUGCCAGCUGUUAAGAAACGCAGAGGAUUCCAUUCACAAGUGGUUCGGAUGACUUGGGCGAGAAGUCUCGUCUGAUAUAAAAUCUUCGAGUCAAGGCCAUGUAUAUAUACUGACAAGUCACCGCCCAGUACCGUGGUUACAUAUACACAACCAGCCAGUUAAACAGAAGCAAGCACAUAUUAGUGAAAGUGGCUUGAUACAUGGAGUCUAUAAUUUGCGUGGA
Molecule: messenger RNA, 2160 nt
Organism: Pyricularia oryzae 70-15
Lineage: Eukaryota; Fungi; Ascomycota; Sordariomycetes; Magnaporthales; Pyriculariaceae
Exons: 3
Coding region: 199-1290 (363 amino acids)
Molecular function (GO): fatty acyl-CoA hydrolase activity
Source: RefSeq, a predicted model, not a curated record